Molecule: messenger RNA, 867 nt
Organism: Naegleria gruberi
Lineage: Eukaryota; Heterolobosea; Eutetramitea; Acrasida; Naegleriidae
Product: rab family small GTPase
Exons: 2
Coding region: 78-752 (224 amino acids)
Biological process (GO): phagosome-lysosome fusion
Cellular component (GO): lysosome; phagocytic vesicle; late endosome
Molecular function (GO): GTP binding; GTPase activity
Source: RefSeq, a predicted model, not a curated record
AACACCCAACCUCACAUUUAUCAAACACAGAGGAAAUAUUGUUACCCACCCAACAAGACUAAAUAUAUCAUCACACAAUGAAAUCGAUAGUGGGAUCUCAUUUAGAAACUCCAAAAACAUUGAGAGUAUUAUUUUUAGGGAAUGGAGAAUCAGGAAAAACUUCAAUUAUUGAAAAAUUGGUAUAUGACCAAUUUGAUACAAAUUAUACACCAACAAUCGGAAGUGACUGUUUAAAUUCUCAAGCUAUAGAUUAUAAGGAUGAAUCCUACAAGCUGCAGCUGUGGGAUAAUGCAGGAUUGGAGAAGUAUGCCUCUUUAUCAGUUGCUUUUUAUCGUGAUAUUGAUGUAGUUUGCCUGGUAUUUUCAGUAACGGAUUUACAAAGUGCAAACUCCCUGAAUAAGUGGAGAGAAGAAUUUUUAAUUCAAGCCGGUUUAUCAAUUUCCACAACAAGCUUUCCAUUUGUGAUAGUUGCCAACAAGACUGAUGAAAUUACUGAUUUUAAUAGGAGGCAUUGCGAAAAGAUCAUUAAUACAGCAAAAUCAUGGGCAAACCAAUUCAAUUAUCCAUAUAUUGAAUUGAGUGCUAAGAAUGACUCAUCAUCAUCACUAGAAACUUCUCUUGUUGGAUUGGUUAUUGAUAGAUUUACCUCUCAAUCACCUGAUGGAGAAGAUCAUGAUAAUGCAGAGACUCUUCUUCCAGAAAAGAAGAAGAACAGGAGAUUUGGAAUUUGUGACACAUGUUCCGUAAUGUAAAUAAUAUUUCACAACAACACUUACACAACAAACACUCUAGGAAAUCACCUCUAGGAUACAAUUACAAGUUAUAGCUAAAAUUAUCAAUGUAUAUAAAUAAUCCGAUUAUCUCUCU